AUGGACGUACCUGGCAUUGCAUUGGUCACAGGCGGCGCCUCUGGCAUCGGACGCGCCUGCGCCCUGGGCCUAAUCAGAGACGGCGUCUCGGGCCUCGCCCUCCUUGACCUAAACCAACAAGACCUGGAAAAAGUCAAGUCAGAAAUUCAAGUCCGACAACGCACACUCGGCCACACCGACCCAGCCCGAAUCGAAGUCUACCCCACAAACGUCGGCGACGAAGCCCGCGUCAACGAAGUAGUGUCAAUAGUCGCUCGAACAUUUGGCCGCCUCGACUACGUCGUCAACGCAGCCGGAAUCGCAAUGAAGCACCCUGGCGGCACGGCCUUUGUCGAAACCUCCGACUGGGAUCACAUCCUCAACAUCAACCUGAACGGAACAUUCUUUGUGCUGCGCGCCGCGGCGAAGAUUAUGUUGCAGCAGGAACCGAUUCGGUCGAGCAUUGACGGGAGACCACUUCAAAGGGGGUCGAUUGUCAAUUUCUCGUCUAUCCAGGGUGUUGUUGGGAUUCCUUUGUCGACCGCUUAUACGGUGACCAAGCAUGCUGUUAUUGGGUUGACAAAGACUGCUUCGGAGGACUAUGCGAAAGAUGGGUUGAGGAUUAAUGCGAUCUGUCCGGGGUAUACCGAGACGCCUUUGACGACGAAGUCGCCGCAGAUCCUCCAGGCUAUGAAAGAAAGGGGUUGCCUCGGCCGUGCCGAUGGUUAG
Molecule: messenger RNA, 708 nt
Organism: Penicillium argentinense
Lineage: Eukaryota; Fungi; Ascomycota; Eurotiomycetes; Eurotiales; Aspergillaceae
Product: SDR family NAD(P)-dependent oxidoreductase
Exons: 1
Coding region: 1-708 (235 amino acids)
Molecular function (GO): oxidoreductase activity, acting on the CH-OH group of donors, NAD or NADP as acceptor
Source: RefSeq, a predicted model, not a curated record